This is a messenger RNA of Durusdinium trenchii, 1491 nucleotides long. Lineage: Eukaryota; Dinophyceae; Suessiales; Symbiodiniaceae. The record is from the annotation of a GenBank genome assembly.
GGCACUGCCGGCUUGCCGGCCCGCCCGGAGGAUGGGCGCCAGUUUGCCGUCGCCGGUGACCUCCACCGUGGUGGAGCGACAGAAGUCCGAGCGUUUCGAUGUGGCUGUGGCGGAAAUGAACGGCUGGCGGACCAGCAUGGAGGACGCUCACUUGAUCCUGCUGCGCCCCAGCUACGGCGUCUUCGGCGUCUUCGACGGCCACGGCGGAGGCGCUUGCUCGGAGUUCGCGGCGAAAAGGUUGAAGGAAGAGAUCGAGAAGACUGGACGUCCAAGCGACGAAGAGAUCAAGAAGAUGUUCUUCAAGAUUGACCAGGAGUUCCUGGAUUCCGAGCAGGCCAGCGGCUCGACGGCCACCAUGUGCGUGGUCGAAGCGCCCAGCACAGCGGGAGGCAAGCACCGGUUGCUGGUGAUCAAUGCGGGGGACAGCCGGGUGCUUCUGGGACGAAGGGAUGGCAGCAUCGUGGAUGGCAAAGGCACGGACCAAGGACUGACCACGGACCACAAGCCGAACCACCCGCCGGAGCGCGAGCGCAUCGAGCGCUGCGGUGGUAAGGUGGAGAUCACCGAGGGCGGGGUAGCGCGAGUGAACGGAAACCUGGCGGUGAGCCGCGGCUUUGGCGACAAGGAUGAGAAGACCACCGGAGGUCCUGGACCCGAGAACCGCCCCGUGACCGUGGAGCCCGAGCUGGGCCACUUCGAGUGCGACGACUCGGAUUUCGUCCUCUUAGUCUGCGAUGGCGUGUCGGAAGGAAACUUUCCCAAUGCCGAGGUGGUGAAGCUCGUGGCAUCCAUGCUGAGGGAUGGCAAGGACAUGGGGGAAGCCGUCAAAGCGGUGUGCCACAAAGCCGUGGAGACCGAUUCAAAGGACAAUAUCACUUGCAUGGGCGUCCUCCUCGGCGCACGGGGCGGGGGCGGUUCCGACUCCAGCGCCCCGAGCGUGGAGUUCCAUCCGGGGCCCCUGACGCACCUAGGCAAGAAGGGCUUCCGCGCCGCCUAUGCCGCCAUGGCGGAGAAGGCCGGCCUGUCGUUGGCCGAAGCGGUGCUGAAACGCUACGAGGUGUUGCAGCAGGAGCUGAAGGCGAUCUCCGCAGCCGUGCUGGGGCAGCAGGAUGCCUUUCACGACGAAGCGCGCGAUGGCAAGCUUCAGAUGACAGCCAAGGACCGUUACAGGUACUGGGAGAAGACCUAUGGCGAUCCACGCGCGAAGGCGGGCAAGGACUGGUAUGGCCCGUGGAAAGAAUUCCAGAAGGAUGUGGCAGGCCCUGCGUUCAGCAAGACAGACGACAUCCUGGUGGUGGGCUGUGGGAACAGCUUCAUGGUCGCGGAUCUGGCGCGGCAGGGCUUUCGACACGUGGUGGGGAUGGAUUACAGCAAGAAGGCCAUCCAGCUGCAGCAGCAACGCUUCCCAGAGCUUCGCUGGGUGCGCGCGGACGCGCGGCGCAUGCCUGCGUUCGCGGACGGCUCCUUCGAUGUGGUCAUUGAAAAGGCGUU